GUAGAUACUGGGGCAGUACCAAGAAGAAUUGAUUAGAAACCUCAUCAAGAAGAUAUUCCAGUGCUCCCACCCCUUAGGGUGCUACCGUACUCUCAACGCGUUGUAGCACUCCUAAAAUGUUUUCAAAAAAUUUGAAAUAAAUUGAGUGAGUUAAUAAGAUAUGCGUUUAUCAUGUCACAAGGUUUCAAAUCCAAAUUCAUUACAUGCACGGAGAAACAAAAAAGACAAAUCCAGAUGUGAAUAGGUCGAAAAAAGACAAAAACACAAAAGACCAAAUUGCUGGCAUUAUUCAUGUAACCCACUCAAUUUAUUUCAAAAAAUUUGAAAAAAUAUUUAGAGGCGCCUUAAGGACGUGAGAACUGGAUAUCUUCUCAAACCCCCUCGCUCAAAUCCUACGGAACGACGAGUGGCGGCUCCCGACCUCGACUGGUCGGGCAAGAAAUCCCGAGCAAGCGCAGCUUCUCUGACCUUCGCCUCCCAAUCUCCGGCGAUAUCUUCUCCCACCGCCAGGCCCUCCACCGUACGCCGCUUGCUUGCAAGAAGCGAAACCCGCCGGCCGGGCUUCCCUACCCCGGGUCGGUGACCAAACAAAGCCUAAGCAUUUCUCGUUCCCAACACCUACACGGGAAUGGCGCCCGAACCCCAACCAGGCCCCUCCAGACACGGAACGACGAUUCAGGCCCCGCCGCCGGCCUCCGUGGAUGCCCCCAUCUACCGCGCCACCAUUCAGAAAUGCGUGGCGCUCCUCGAUUGGUGGCUGGUGAGGGGCCAAGACGACAAGAUCCGCGUCGCCGGGUACACCGAGAGGAAUCGUGCAGCUCGAGUAUUCACUUCUGAUUUCAUUACAAUGGGGCAUGCUGAUGGUACUCUUGAGACCGCAGAUCACAAAAUUGUAUUAACUAGGGGUCCAUUAAAUAUCAAGCAGAUGCAUCGUAAUGGAUUUCCAUAUGAGGUUUCUAAACACUUCCAACUUGGUUUUCCUGCUCAAUGGGAGAAAUAUGCUAAUUCAAACAUGAAACAGUCAAAACAUCAGGCACAAUCUCCAUCAAAAUCAAUUGAUAACAUAUGGAAGUUCUUGAGUUUUAUGAAAUAUAACUUUGAGGAGACUGAUUUCAACUCAUCUAAGGGGUCUACUGGUAAUACAGAUGGAACUCCUAUCCAAGGGCUUUCAAAUUUGUCUAAUGGAACACCAAGAUUUCAGGACUCAUCUGGCCCUGGACCUGGUGAAACAUGUAGUAGUGCCCAAGGAGAUAAUCAGCAUCAAGAUAUGCACCUAGAUGCAGAUGCAGGACAAGUACCAGCCAAAGGGAUGAGUCCAGAGUUCGGAGUCGUUCAAGGUUCAGAAGACAGUACAGGCAGGAGACUACGGAGUGGGAAGGUGUAUGGAAUGUCAACUUCAAGUAGUGCUUCAUUGAAGCGGGGGCGCUCCAAGAGGAAGACAAUUCAGCAUGACACACCCAAUAGGAAGAUAUUAAAUGAAGAGACAAUACUCCCUGUGGAUCCUACUAAUCAUGGAAAUGGUGGCUCACCAGUUACUCGAAGUAUCGCUGCAGCUAAGCUUCAAUCACCGCAUCCUUUCCAAAAAGGAAUGUGAAAGAGGCCGAGGAGCAGUGCAAACCGGGGCAUCAUUCUGUGCUGUUAGACUCCAGAACCGCGCAUGGAUAUGACAGCAGGAGCUUGUGAUGGUUUAUCUGUUGCUAGUGUAGGAUGUAGGAUGAACAUGCUACUGUUCUGCAGUUGUGUAAUGGGCGACAAAACAGUUAGUUAACAGUUAUUAUGCAGGCUAACUAUACGUCUUUACUACUA
Brachypodium distachyon (stiff brome) is the source of this 1806-nucleotide messenger RNA. RefSeq lists its product as uncharacterized. The coding region runs from base 629 to 1594 and encodes 321 amino acids. The record is from RefSeq and is a predicted model, not a curated record. Lineage: Eukaryota; Viridiplantae; Streptophyta; Magnoliopsida; Poales; Poaceae. The transcript has 8 exons.